AAUAGUAAAAAUAAUAAUCAAAAGUACUGGAAGAAAUUAUUGUUUACAGAUUUACAUGUUUCAUCAAAAUCAUUAGAUAGAACAUUAAAUGUAUUAAAAAAAGUUAGAGAAUUAAGUUGCACCGAGCUUUUAGAUAACAAACCCACACCAGUUGUAUUUUUGGGUGAUUUUUGGCACCAAAGAGAUGUGCUACACGUUAGACAUAUAGAUCAUUUAUUAAAAGAAUUUGAAAGUUGGAAGCAAUCAGAUAUAGAAACUAUUUUAAUUCCGGGUAAUCACGAUCAGGUUUCUAUUGAUGGUACUGUACAUGGUAUUCAACUAUUCUCAUUAUUUCCAAACUUCACCGUUGCAACUGAUCCUAUCAUUGAUAAAGAAAAUGGUUUAGCAUAUUUACCAUGGAGAGAAACUAAAGAGGACCAAACCAUGCUAUUUCACAAUCUAUCAAAGCAAUUACCCAAUCCAGAAUCCUCAAUACAUUCGAAAUGGACUGUUUUUGCACAUGCCGAGGCUAAAGGUGCAGUUGCCAAUGGUGGGUAUAGAUCAACAGGUAAGUUUGAUUUAGAUGGUGAUACAUCAUUUAUUAGAUCAUGCUAUUUGGGUCACUAUCAUAAACGUCAGCAAAUUUCAAAAAAUUAUUGGUAUAUUGGAAGUCCAUACGAACAAAACUAUGGUGAAAUGAACGAACCACACGGUGUUGCAUUUGUGGACUCUAAUAGAAUUCAACCUUAUUUUGUAGAUUUCGACGAUUUACCAAAACAUCACAAAUUAAUUUUCCCAUUCGAUACCAGUAAACUCAAUUUAAUUAAAUCAAAUGACUUUGUAGAGAUUAAAGCAACAAAAGAAAUGAUGAGAUCAAAAGAAUUUGUUGAAACUAUAGAUAUGUUACCAAAAUCAAUUGAUCUAAGAAGGGUUCUAAUUAAUGAUACACAAUUUUGUAUCAAUCAAAAUGAAACCGUUCAAGGAAAUAAUGAGGCUAUAAAAGAAACAACUCAGAAAGAUGAAACCACCAAAAAUAAAUUUAAACUAGAUGAUUUUUUAGAAACCUAUAUUAAAAAGAAUGAAGGUAAUGGAUUGGAUAAAAAUGAACUAUUGUAUUUGGGUAAAAACAUUUUGUCAUCAGUCAAAGAACCAACCAUUGUACCAUUGGGAAGAAAAGUUCAGAUUCAAAAUAUCAAAGUAAAUAACUUUUGUGGUAUCUCAAAUGAAUUGGAGCUGAAUUUAAAAGAUGAAGAAAUGUUAAAUAAAAUGAUUUUAAUUCGUGGCCAAAUGGGCACUGGUAAAUCAACAAUUUUUGAAGCUUUGGUUUGGUGCUUAUAUGGAAAUACUUCACCAAAAAAACAAUCAACAUCAAGCUCCAGUAUUAAGGGUGAUGAAGUUAUUAAUGACAGCUCCAAUAGUACUAGUGUUACUGUCGAGGUAUUGGUAGAUUCAAAACUAUAUCAAAUUAAAAGAACAAAAAAGAGGGGCAGCGGCGCUAAAAUUUCAAUUAAUGGUUUAGAGGAUCAACAAAUUAAACAAGGAGUUAUGGAUCAACAAAACUUAAUAAACAAUAUUAUCGGUUUGGACUAUGAAAGCUUUAGAAUGAGUAUUUAUCUAGGUCAAGGCUCCAUUUCAAAUUUUGUUACAGAUUCCGAUAAAAGAAAGAAAGAGUUACUCUCACGUAUUUUUUCAUUAGGUCUUUGUAUACCUGCAAAUAAAAUAGCUAAAGAACUUCGUAAGAAAAAAGAAAUAGAAAUUAAUGAACUUCAAAAGAGUUUAUAUUCAUUCGAAUCAUCACUAAAAACAUGGAGAUCAAUAGAUUAUUUAAAACAAUCAAAUGAGUGGGAAGAAAGUAAAAUUUCAAACAUCAACAAUUUAAUAAAUGAAAUUAAAAUCGAAAAAGAAAAAUUAGAAAAAUUAUCAAAUAAUCAAAUCAGUUAUAAUAGUAAUAAUAACGAACAACCUAUUAAGAUGGAUUUAUUAAAAAACAGCAAAGAAAUUAAAGAAUUCCUAAACUCGCUCGAAUUUAAAAAAGAACAAUUCUUUAAAGAGUUUAAUGAAUCCUCCAAUAAAACCAAUAAGAAACUAAACGAAAAUAAGUUUAAGCUUAGCCAAUUAGAGGUCAAUAUUAAACAAAACAAUGCAGAAUUGAAAUACUGGUUAGAUUAUAUCGAUAAACAAAAAUGCAACCAAUGUGGUCAAAAUAUUCCAGAUGAUUUAUUAGAAUCAAAUAGAAAAGAUGCAGAUACUAAAAUUUUAAAAUUCAAAGAGUCCAUAGAAAAACAACAGCAUCAAAUUUUUGACAUUGAACAUGAAAACGACGAACUUGUAGAUAAACUCAAAGAAAUUGAAAAGGAAUUCGAAAUAAAUAAAAAACUAAAUCAGCUUGAAAUACAAACAAAUCAAAUCACCUUACAAGAAAUUACUAAACAAUUGGAAGAGUUAUCAAAAAAUGAAAUAAAUAUAAACUUUUUAAAGCAAUCCAUUAGCGAUAAGGAAUCUAGAUUAAGCCAAUUAGAAAAUAACAAAGAUCCCUUUAAAGAGAAGGUUGAUGAAAAGGAAUUAAAUAUCAAUAGUUUAACAACUGAAGUUCAAAGUCUUAAUGAUAAACUAAAAGAAGCAGAAAUCAAAUUUAAAGAAUUAGAAUUUUGGGAGGAUGGUUUCAAUUCAAAUGGUUUACCCAUGCUGGCAUUGCAAAGUGUUGUAAAAGAGGUUGAAAGUUACGCAAACGAAUAUCUUUCAAAGCUUUCUAAAGGCCAACUAUUUACUUCUCUUUCUAUUCAAGAUGACGAACUAUCGAUUGACAUAUUCGAACUGGAUCCAGAAACCAAAUUAGCAAAACCUCGUUCAUUUAACCAGUUAUCAGGUGGCCAAAGACGUUGUUUAGAGCUUUCAUACAGUCCAUUUGCUCUUAGUGAAGUUAUUUAUAAUCAUUCAGGUUCAAGAGUAACAUUUAUGGCAAUUGAUGAAUUAACAAAUCAUUUAGACUCCUCUGUAAAGCCAAUCAUUUGCGAUCUUAUGAGAAAUCUUCAAGAAAAAGAUUCAAUCUUUGUCAUCGAUCACGAUGUUAGUGUACAAAGCGAAUUCGAUCAUGUAUUUAAUUUAACAAAAGAAAAUAACAAAUUAAAAUUAAAUUUAUUAUAA
Molecule: messenger RNA, 3123 nt
Organism: Dictyostelium purpureum
Lineage: Eukaryota; Evosea; Eumycetozoa; Dictyosteliales; Dictyosteliaceae
Gene: ABCH3
Exons: 1
Biological process (GO): double-strand break repair
Molecular function (GO): ATP hydrolysis activity
Source: RefSeq, a predicted model, not a curated record